This is a messenger RNA of Camponotus floridanus (Florida carpenter ant), 621 nucleotides long. Its product is annotated as endocuticle structural glycoprotein SgAbd-8. The transcript is spliced from 2 exons. NCBI's taxonomy places the organism in Eukaryota, Metazoa, Arthropoda, Insecta, Hymenoptera, Formicidae. The record is from RefSeq and is a predicted model, not a curated record. Bases 111 to 509 code for a protein of 132 amino acids. Gene Ontology annotation, cellular component: chitin-based extracellular matrix. Gene Ontology annotation, molecular function: structural constituent of chitin-based larval cuticle.
AUCAGGGAAAGUGGGGUCUACAGUUUCGUAUAAAAACGCAUUCAGGUCUCACGGCAAUCACACUCGAAAUCUCAUCACGCAGGAUCAGUAGAUUCGGGACAUUCGACAAAAUGAAAUUUCUCAUUGUAUCUCUCGCUCUAGUUACCGUUGCUGUGGCUCAACGGCACCCGGAGUACCAACCGGUGGCUAUUCUAAAGCAAGCACAGGACAUCUCGCCCGAGGGAAGCUACAAUUAUGCCUAUGAGACAGAGAACGGGAUCUCCGCUUCUGAGCAGGGCUCGCCGCAACCUGUCGGACCCAAGGGAGAACCUGCGGUCGUCGCCCAGGGUCAAUAUCAGUACACCGCUCCCGAUGGCACCCCGAUCGCCGUCUCAUACUCCGCCGACGAAAACGGAUUCCAUCCGCAGGGUGCCCAUUUGCCGGUUGCCCCACCUGUACCUGAGCAGAUCCAGAGAGCCGUCAACUACGUUUUGGCUCACCCACAACCGGAGCAUGCUGACCAUCAAUAAAUAAUCUGUGGUUUUUAGCAUUUUUAUUUUCGGACAAGGCGCACACCUCUCGAGCCAUAAACUACAAAUGUAUAGGUCUUCCUUUAUAUAUAUAAAAUAUUUCUCAUGUGUC